Molecule: messenger RNA, 686 nt
Organism: Schistosoma spindalis
Lineage: Eukaryota; Metazoa; Platyhelminthes; Trematoda; Strigeidida; Schistosomatidae
Source: the annotation of a GenBank genome assembly
UGAGAAUCUAUGAGACGAUAUACAUCUAAAACGUUUCGUCGGAUAUUGGCUUCAUCAUGGUGUAUAUUUCACAAAUUCUACUGGUAUUGUUGUUGAUUAUAGUCAAUACAGAUUACGGUCUUCCAUUGGUUUGCUAUUCAUGUACAGUAUGUCCAAAACCAUUGAACCCUUCAUCUCAAACAGUCAGGAAUUUAAGCAGCAGUAAGUGGCGUACAAAUAUUUUAGUUAAAAGCGCACAUCAUAAAUUGAGAGAGUGUGCACCAGAAUGGGACUUUGAAUAUUGGGACAAAACAUACAAAUCACUUGAAUAUCAUUGUAAUCAAACUGACUAUUGUAAUAAAAGUGUACAGAUUCAUGUAACGCAUCGGAUACUACAUAUAAAUGUUAUAACAUUCACAUGUGUUUUCAUUAAUAAAAUGCAGUAAAUUGUAACAAACAUUACAAUUUGUCUUAAUCAAACAUUUGAAUAACCUUACCUCAAUUUUAGACAUGUUUAUAUCUAUGUGACAAAAUUCUAACUCCUUAUUCGUACAUAUGUCUUAUAUAUCGGUAACUUUCGUUUAUUGCAUUUUAUCUUUUUAUUAACAUAAUAUUUUAAUGACUAGAUUUGUAACUAAGCUUUAUAUUUUUAUAUUAAUUAAAUUAUUUGUUAAUUACAAAUUAUAUAUGUGUGGAGAUGUGUAUUG